GUUUGUCAUUACAGUCAGGCGUCCGGAGUUUCAAGAAAGAGGGAGAGAAAGAGAGGGGAGAAAAAAAAACAACAUCCAUUAGAAGAAGUUAAGAGAAAUUGACGAUGUGACCAGUAGGGAGAGACAGUGAGGUGUCUGUAGAACGUCGUAGCGCAUCGGUCCGAACGGAAACCUAUCUAUCACUGGAUUCCGAACGAGGGAGAUAAAACGCAUAUCCAUGUACCGAAAGGAGGGCUCGGGGAUGCUUGUGCUGUCGCUCCUGGCAGCUUUGCAGAUCUCCGCAGAUGCAAGAGGAGCCCCUCUGUGCAAACCCGGAUUUACAGAGGAUAUGUACAGCGCAGCCGUCUCUGGGGGUCUGACGGAGGGACAGCCUCUUCUCUAUGUGAGGUUCAUCGACUGCGGCAAGAACGGGCGGGUGCAGUUCGAGAUCAGCGACCCCGCCGACUUCCGGAUAGGGGCCGACGGGCUGGUGUAUGCCGCCAGGAGCCUCCAGAUCUCUGCCGUGCAGACCACCCUGCUGGAGAUCAAAGCUCAGGACGUGGACACCCGGGAGAGAUGGCACACGGAAGUGAGGCUCACCCCUGCGGCCGGUGACAGUCAGCAGGAUGGGAAGGAGAGUGGAGGACUGGCUGUUCCCCGGCGGGUGCAGGAGAUUCUGUUUCCACGGCAGCAGGCAGACAGCAACGGCCUCCUGAAACGCAUGAAGAGAGACUGGGUCAUCCCCCCCAUCAACGUGCCUGAGAAUUCAAGGGGCCCCUUUCCCCAGGAGCUCGUCAGAAUCCGGUCGGAUCACGAUAAAUCCCGCUCCCUCAGAUACAGCGUCACGGGCCCUGGCGCCGACCAACCCCCCACCGGGAUCUUCAUCAUCAACCCCAUUUCCGGAGAGCUGUCCGUGACCAAGCCCCUGGACCGCGAGCAGAUAUCCAACUUUCACCUGAGGGCCCACGCCGUGGACCUGAACGGCAACCAGGUGGAGAACCCCAUCGACAUCGUCAUCAACGUCAUUGACAUGAACGACAACCGGCCCGAGUUUGUACACCAGAUCUGGAAUGGAACGGUGCCCGAGGGAUCAAAACCAGGGACCUUCGUAAUGACAGUCACAGCGAUGGACAAGGAUGACCCCAAAACUGCCAAUGGAAUGCUACGAUACAAAAUCCUGUCCCAGAACCCCGAAAGCCCCACAUCCAACAUGUUCACCAUCAACAACCAGACCGGAGGCAUUAUCACUGUGGCAGCAGGGCUUGACAGAGAGAAAGUGCCACAGUACACCUUAAUAAUCCAGGCCACCGACAUGGAGGGGAACCCGAUGUACGGCCUGUCGAACACGGCGACCGCCGUCAUCAAGGUCACGGACGUCAACGACAACCCACCCGAGUUCACGGCUGAAACGUUCUACGGUGAAGUUCCUGAGAACCGAGUGAACGUCAUCGUCACCAACCUGACGGUGACAGACAAAGACCAGCCCAACACCCCGGCGUGGAACGCGGUUUACAAGAUCACCGGGGGUGACCCCACGGGCCGCUUCUCCAUCCCCACCGACCCCACCACUAACGAGGGGCUCGUCACCGUCGUCAAGCCGAUCGACUACGAGAUCAGCAGGACGUUUGUGCUGACCGUGGUGGCCGAGAACGAGGCCCCCCUGGACAACCGAAUCCAUCUCCCCCGUCAAUCCACGGCCACCGUCUCCAUUAAAGUUAUUGACGUGAACGAGAGUCCUUACUUCGAGCCCAACCCCAAACUCAUCAAACUGGAGGAAGGUCUGCCGGCGGAAUCGAUGCUAACGACCUUUACCGCCCAGGACCCGGACCGCUACAUGCAGCAGACAAUAAGGUACUCUAAACUGUCAGAUCCAGCAAACUGGCUGAGAAUCGAUCCUGUGAACGGGCAGAUUUCGACGAUCGCCAUGCUGGACAGGGAAUCACCUGAAGUGAAGAACAACAUGUACGUCGCCACCUUCCUGGCCUCAGACAGCGGUGUCCCUCCGGCGAGCGGGACCGGCACUCUGCAGAUACUCCUGCUGGAUAUCAACGACAACGCCCCCCACGUGUACCCCCCGGAGGUGGAGAUCUGCGAGAAGCCCGAGGUCAACGCCAUCAACAUCACCGCCAUCGACGGAGACCUCAACCCCAACGCUGGCCCCUUCGCCUUCGAGCUGCCCUCCAAGCCCGCCGAUGUCAAGAAGAACUGGACCAUCACCCGUUUGAGCGGUGACUUCGCCCAGCUGAGCCUGAACCUCCCCUUCCUGGAGAGCGGGAUAUACGAAGUCCCCAUCAUCGUCAGCGACUCGGGCAACCUGCCCAUGUCCAACACGUCCUACCUGCGGGUGAAGGUGUGCCAGUGCGACCACAACGGGGACUGCACCGACGUGCAGCGCAUCAUGGCGGCCGGCCUGGGCACCGGCGCCAUCAUCUCCAUCCUGCUCUGCAUCAUUAUCCUGCUCAUCCUGGUGCUGCUCUUUGUGGUGUGGAUGAAGCGCCGCGAUAAGGAGAGGCAGGCCAAGCAGCUGCUGAUCGACCCCGAGGACGACGUGCGGGACAACAUCCUGAAAUACGAUGAGGAAGGGGGCGGAGAAGAGGACCAGGAUUACGACCUGAGCCAGCUCCAGCAGCCUGACACGGUGGAGCCGGAUGGCAUCAAGCCCGUGGGUAUCCGUCGCCGCGACGAGAGACCCAUCCACCCCGAGCCCCAGUACCCGGUGCGGUCUGCCGCGCCCCACCCCGGUGACAUCGGCGACUUCAUUAAUGAGGGACUUAAGGCUGCAGACAACGACCCGACGGCGCCGCCCUACGACUCCCUGCUGGUGUUUGACUACGAGGGCAGCGGCUCUACCGCCGGCUCCUUGAGCUCGCUCAACUCCUCCAGCAGCGGGGGCGACCAGGACUACGAUUACCUCAACGACUGGGGGCCACGGUUUAAGAAACUGGCGGACAUGUACGGCGGAAGCGACGACUAAUUUAACAAAAAAAACAAAAAAAAAAGAGAGGAAAAAAAAAC
This is a messenger RNA of Megalops cyprinoides (Indo-Pacific tarpon), 2994 nucleotides long. Its product is annotated as cadherin-2-like. The record is from RefSeq and is a predicted model, not a curated record. NCBI's taxonomy places the organism in Eukaryota, Metazoa, Chordata, Actinopteri, Elopiformes, Megalopidae. Gene Ontology annotation, molecular function: cadherin binding; calcium ion binding. Gene Ontology annotation, cellular component: intercalated disc; plasma membrane; apical part of cell. The transcript is spliced from 17 exons. Gene Ontology annotation, biological process: blood vessel morphogenesis; calcium-dependent cell-cell adhesion; brain development. The coding region runs from base 218 to 2953 and encodes 911 amino acids.